Owenia fusiformis is the source of this 834-nucleotide messenger RNA. Lineage: Eukaryota; Metazoa; Annelida; Polychaeta; Sabellida; Oweniidae. The record is from the annotation of a GenBank genome assembly.
UUUCAGAAUGUAGUGCUGAUGACACUGAUGGUGUUCAGCCUAAACAUAAGCCCAAUUACAUCAACUGAUGCCACACAGUUUACUGUAAGGGAUGGGAUACUGAAACUACCUAUAAAGGACACAAGCAUGAACCGGCUUUAUCUGAUCAACAAAAGAAUUUCAACAAUAGGAGCUGGUGAAUUUUCUGGUUUACUUUCUUUAGAAACAUUGUUCUUGAGUGACAAUGAACUAUCACAGUUAGAAGUUGGUACAUUCACUGGUUUGGUAUCUUUGGAAUGGCUAAACAUGGACAACAAUAGACUAUCAGAAAUAACAUUCAGUGAUUUUUCUGAUUUUGAUGGAUUAUUGAAAGGGCUAUACCUGAGUAACAAUAGCCUAAGAAUACUGAGAGGGAAUUAUUUCUGUAACCUAACAUCCCUCAAAGAUCUUACGCUCAACAAUAAUGAAAUAUCACAUAUAGAGGCUAAUGCAUUUUCUGGCUUGACGGCAUUGGAAAAGCUAUACUUAAGUAACAAUAAACUCACAAUAUUAACUAAUGGGAUAUUCUCUGACUUGAUAUCCCUAAAAUACCUCCUACUUCCAAGAAAUCUACUUUCACAAAUAGAGGUUGAUGCUUUUUCUGGUUUGCAGUCAUUAAAUCAGUUAAAUUUGGAGUACAGUAAGCUUACAAUAUUAGACAGAGGGUUGUUCUGCAAAUUGGAAAGACUGACAUUUUUAGAGUUGGCAGGAAAUAAUCUAGAUCCUUCACAACCUACUAACCUUGAUGCAAUAAGGGAACUUUGCUUGGCAUUAAUGAUUUUACCAACCCAACAAUCAACCCAAACAACCCAAUAA